This is a messenger RNA of Thrips palmi, 2136 nucleotides long. RefSeq lists its product as uncharacterized. The transcript is spliced from 9 exons. Gene Ontology annotation, biological process: signal transduction. NCBI's taxonomy places the organism in Eukaryota, Metazoa, Arthropoda, Insecta, Thysanoptera, Thripidae. The record is from RefSeq and is a predicted model, not a curated record. Bases 175 to 1308 code for a protein of 377 amino acids. Gene Ontology annotation, cellular component: cytoplasm.
UGCCUCGCCCCUCGAUGAAUGUUCCCGCCCUUUCCCGGCCGUAGUGGACGUCCUCGCCGCCCGCGCCGCCCGCGCCGUGACCCUGCCCUCAGCGGCCCUUAGCGCAGCGAGCCGUCCGCGCCGCCCGGCGCUUCCAGGCGCGCCAGUCCUGCAGCAGAGCGCCGCGCCGACAACAUGAGCACCCCGGAGGAGAAGAGAACGCUGCUGCGGCGGCGCUCCAGUGUGGGCGGCUGCACCGAAAUCAAGAACUACAUCGUGUCGUCGGAGCGGUGCGGCGACCUGCACGUGCACGUCCAGGGCGAGAUCAGCCAGCAGGACAAGCGGGCCUGCUUCCUGACGGUGCACGACCUGGGCACGAACCACCGCUCGUUCCUGGACUUCGUCAACACGCCCUGCAUGCAGGAGAUCAAGGACCGAUCCAUCUUCAUCCACGUGGACAUGCCGGGUCACCAUGACAACGCCGACAACUUGCCUGACGGGAAAGAGUACCCGACGCUCGACGUGGUCGGCGAGGACCUGGUGACGGUGCUCGACUUCCUGCACGUCAAGUACGUGGUGCUGCUGGGAGACGGUGCCGGCGCCAACGUGCUGGCGCGCUUCGGCCUCAAGCACCCCUCGCGCGUGCUGGGCAUGAUCCUCAUCAACUGCACGGGGAGCGCGGCCUCCGUCAUGGAGAGCUUCAAGAACAAGACAGUUAACUGGAGGAGCAACGACACGGUGUCGUCCUCCGCCGAGCACUACCUCGUGUUUCACAAGUUCGGCCACGUGAUCCCGGAUGAGCAAGUCAACAACGACUCGUCCCCGGACAAGGAGCGCGUCGUGGAGGAGUACGUCCAGCGGCUGCACAGCACCACCAUCAACACGAAGAACCUCAAGCAGUACGUGCAGGUGUUCAUGAAGCGACAGGACUUGCCGCUGGCCGAGGCCAAGACGGACGUCCUGCUCAUCACCGGGGUCCUGGGCGCCUUCGCCUCGGUCGUGGAGAAGCUGCACAAGGACAUGGACAAGGACAAGGUCACUCUGCUCAAGGUGGAGAGGGCGGGCGACGUUCUGACGGACGCGCCGGCCAAGGUGGCGCAGAGCAUCCUGCUGUUCUGCAAGGGCCUGGGGCUGCUCACGUCCGUGGCCCUCGGCGUGGACCGCCAGCGCACCUUCUCCGGGUCGUCGGGCGAGGGCGAGUCGCUGGGCCGACGGCGACUGUCGCGCGGCAUGUCCAUGGAGGAGUACGACAAGCCCAACAUCCGCCGCCUGUCGCUCACCUGCGCCGACCCGCCGCCGCCCGUGCCCGCCGCCAACCGCGCCAAGUGAGCGCGAGGAGGCCGAGCGUGGGGGCAGCCCCCGUCGUCUGGCCCCCUGGACUCGGGGACGGGGAGCUUGUCGCGGGCCAGCGCGCCCAAGGCGCACGGCCGCAACGCUUGUCCUGCUUGUCGCCCCGCCGGCCGCGAGGACCAGACUCCUCGAAAGCGGGGCGCUCUUCGGCGCGUCGCCGACCUGCGGAUUGUUCCCGAUCGAUGCUCUGUCUCUCUCGCAGCCAAACGGGAAGCGCCGUGAGUGCGAGAGAGACAGAGCGAUGAAAAGCCACGUUCGGAAUCAGCCUUCUCGACCCGAGCGUUCCAGCAUCACCAGCAACAAGCUUUACAGUAUUCCCCGACGAUUGUGAGAGAGUGCGUGCGAAGAUGUGCGUGGGUGUGACAGAGAAGGCCUCGCCGAUGGACAAUGUUAGAGUAAUGCACAAGUGUAACUACAGUACACUUAGAGCUUCAUUUGUAGGCAACCCGUGUUCCUUUCUUUUCGUUGUUUUGUUCCUGUUUUUUUAGACGUACACUUAUUCUAGAGUCAACUGUACGAAUGCAGUGUACAAUGUGUUGUAAUGUAGGAAGAAAGCAUUAUACUAUAUGUAUCGAGUCUCUUAGCAUAAGCAUAUCAACGCGUCGGUGGUCGUUUCUCAUUCCAAAGAAAUAACAAAACUACAAAAUACAAGGUCACUCAGAAAUGACCAUCGGUCCGUUGUCAAAUUAUAAUGAGUAUAGCUAUUUUUCGAAGAGAGAAAAAACUUUGUUAUAGUCGCAUCUUGAGGACCAGUUGCAUUUCAGAGAGAAAUACAGUAUACAUACCAAAUAAAGAAAUACUUCUGUU